CACAGACAGCAGUCUUCAAGUUCAGCACCCCCCUCCUCCUCUCUCCCCUCUCCCCUCCGUGGAUUCACAACACACAGGAAGUCACGUGGUGCCCAUGUCCACGUGCUUUGGAGGAGCGUGCAGCACGUGAGUAGAGGAGCAGCCGCACCGCGGGAACACAGUCACAGAGAGGAGCUGAGACACUGCAGAGGCGCGGGUUUUCUGCUCUGAAAACCCAGUGGUGCAAGCAAAAAAAUGAAAAAAAGGGGGAAUACUCGCCGGCUCCGGCGGUCCGCUGUCAUCUGUUCCUGGCUGCUGUAUUCUCUGACCGCCGGACCAACUCCUGCAUGAAGAAAGAAACCAGUCAGAGAAGGAUUUGUUGGAACACUUAAACCAUCAUGUCAAAACGUCCAAUGCCCUCUGGUGCACAAGGGGGGAAAAAAAGAAAAGAAGAUGAAGAAAAAUGGAAAAAAGACAAAGGUAUAACAUUGAGUAACCCAGGACUCGGUGCUGUCAGUGAUGUUACAGAAGAUGAGAGAACCUUUCCCACUAGUCCACCUGAAGCCAUACUCGUCACUGCUGAACUCUCCUCUCUUAUAUUACAUUUCAAGGAACCAACUAUAAUCGGAGAUGGAGCCACAAUAACUGAGUAUAAAGUCGAAUACAAGGAAAAAGAUGAAAAGCAGGAUGGGAGGUGGCUGGAAUAUAGAUCAGGAAGGAAAGUAGAGUUUUGUAUUAUUGAGGGGCUAAAGCCAAUGACAUCCUACAUAAUACGUGUGUCAGCCAUAUGUGGUGACUCUGGGGCCAGUGCUCCCAGUGAUGAGAUUGUAAUUAUGACAAAAAAGGAAGGAUCCUAUUAUGACAAACAUCAACAUAUUAAAGAAAAUAUGAUGCUAGCAAAGGGAACAGAAGAGGGAAAUCCUUCCAUAUAUCAGCUGAACACAGAUCUUUGUGACUCUGGAUAUCGUAAGUACAGUUUGGGAAAAGAAAACCUACAGAUACAUAAUAAAGUUAUUUUAUUAGUAGGAGCUACAGGAUCAGGAAAAACAACCCUGAUCAAUGGGAUGGCCAACUACAUCUUGGGUGUGGACUGGAAAGAUGACUUUAGGUUCAAACUUGUACACGAGGUAACAGGCAAAUCUCAAGCUCACAGCCAGACCUCUCUAGUUACAGCCUACAAGAUGAACCAUGAAAGUGGCUACAGAAUCCCUUAUUCCCUCACCAUUAUAGACACACCAGGGUUUGGAGACACAAGAGGAAUAGAGCAGGACAAGAAGAUCACAGAUGACAUAGAUGCAUUUUUUACAGCAGACAAUGGCAUUGAUCAGGUUGAUGCUGUGUGCUUUGUAGUACAGUCAUCUUUAGCUCGGCUGACACACACCCAGAAAUAUAUUUUCAAUUCUGUGUUUUCUAUCUUUGGGAAAGAUAUCAGAGACAACAUAAUGAUCCUGAUCAACUUCUCAGAUGGUGCAAAACCUCCAGUACUACAAGCCAUCAGAGAUGCUGGCAUCCCCUGCCCUGUGGACAGUAAUGGUGACCCUGUUCACUUCAAGUUCAACAAUUCAGCUUUAUUCGCUUGCAAUCAGGCCAGUAACAUGAGCUUUGAUGAGAUGUUCUGGAUGAUGGGGGAGCAAAGUAUGGGAACAUUUUUCAGUGAACUUUGUAAAAUAGAAACAACAAGUCUGAUGCUGACCAAGGAAGUCCUCAGGGAAAGGAAACAGCUUGAGAUUAAUGUUCAGGCCUUACAGCCACAGAUAACGGCUGGGCUAAUGAAACUGGAUGAAAUCAGAAGGACACAGGAAGCUCUGCAGCAGAACAAGGACCGAAUGGCGGCAAAUGAGGACUUUGAGUAUAAGGUCACCAUAACUGUCCCUGUACAGGAAGUGAUAACAAGUGGCUUCAUAACCAACUGCCAGCAAUGUCACUUUACCUGUCACUAUCCCUGUGGGGUUGCUAAUGACAAAAGAAAAUAUAAGUGUGCUGCUAUGUCAGAUGGAUACUGUAGACAAUGCCCAGGUAAAUGUAUCUGGAAUGUUCAUUUCAAUCAGAGGUAUAAGUGGGAGUAUGUGGCUAAAACAGAAAAAAGAACAUACGAUGAGUUGAAAAAAAAUUAUCAAGAAGCUUCUGGAGAGGUGAUGACUGCAGAAAGGUUGGUUAAACAAUUGAACAGGGAUUAUCACAAGGUAAAAAUAGGAGUGUUUGGUCUUAUUGACCAGUCCUCCAAGAGUCUGAAGCGCCUCCGGGAAAUUGCUUUGGUACCAAACCCUCUGUCAACCACUGAACACAUUGAUCUGAUAAUACAGAGUGAGGAACAAGAAGCCAAACCAGGAUAUAAGGAGAGAAUCCAGUCCCUGAUGGAGGUCAGAGAGCAGGCAAUGUUGUUAGAGAAGAUAGAGAGGGGGGAAGAGUUGCUGUCUGAUGAACAGAAAAGCCGUCCCUUUAUGGAAUUGUGAAAUACGUUGAAUACUGUGAAGGAUACUGUGACAGAUAAAUUUAACAAUGUACUGCUUUCCCUCUCUGGAAAAAGUACACAACAAGUGACAUAACAUCAACGGUCAUUAUUUGCAGAAAGUACCAAUAUGUGUUCAUACAUAGAUACCUACAUUCUAUAAUCUAUAGUUUUUAUAUUUUCUAUAAUAUUGAUAUUUUUCUUCUCUCUAUUUUUCUUUCAAAAGUGUUUUUAUUGCAAUAUGCAGAAGUUAUAUACAAUCGAGCCGUACAAGAAAUUGAUACAUACAUUUUCUUACAUUUUCUUUCCCCAGUUAUAACAAUACAGAGAAAUACAUAAAGAUUCAUGUUAUAUGGAAACAAAAAUGGCGUUAAUUAAAGAACAAAUUGUACGACCAAA
Molecule: messenger RNA, 2827 nt
Organism: Pseudophryne corroboree (corroboree frog)
Lineage: Eukaryota; Metazoa; Chordata; Amphibia; Anura; Myobatrachidae
Exons: 4
Coding region: 378-2432 (684 amino acids)
Molecular function (GO): protein binding; GTP binding
Source: RefSeq, a predicted model, not a curated record